Messenger RNA from Amphiprion ocellaris (clown anemonefish), 2492 nucleotides. It is a transcript of the gene zdhhc6, whose product is annotated as zinc finger DHHC-type palmitoyltransferase 6. Gene Ontology annotation, molecular function: protein binding; palmitoyltransferase activity. Lineage: Eukaryota; Metazoa; Chordata; Actinopteri; Pomacentridae. The transcript is spliced from 11 exons. Gene Ontology annotation, cellular component: Golgi apparatus. The record is from RefSeq and is a predicted model, not a curated record. Gene Ontology annotation, biological process: protein palmitoylation. The coding region runs from base 435 to 1673 and encodes 412 amino acids.
AUGCAUAAAAAAAUGUUAAAGCUCUAUAUGCUUGAGUGUUAAGCUCCUUGGACCACAAGUGGUAGAGGGUAAUAGUUACUGAGACACCACGAGGAAGGUUCCUCCCUGUGUACAGGAAAAAUUGAAGAGAAAAAAAAUCGAGGAAGUGGCCAGAUGGGGAAUUUGAGUCUGUCACAAGGAUAGUGUGCUUGGAAGAUUGGCAGGAGAGGAUGCUGCUCUUUGCCAGGGCAAAGAACAAUGGGACACAGAAAGCCCCAGUGACUCAAGACCAGGCCAGUUGCUGGGUACUCAGAAGACGAGAAGAAAUAUGUGCGUCGUCUGCACCGCUGACUUUGCAAGAUAGCAGAGGAGAAAAGUAACACUUUGAAACUUGGUUAAUAUAUUUCAGGAACUCAACAGCCAAAAUACUAGUACUAACCUUGCAGUUAAAAAAAAUGAACUUCCUGUCAACCUUUGUGACGUUUGAGAACCUCCAUGAGGUUCGGAGAUUGUGCCACUGGGGUCCAGUCAUAGCCCUGUCUGUCAUUGCUAUAUGCUCCACCAUGUCGAUCCUGGACUCCAUUAUCUGGUACUGGCCACUUGACACUACAGGAGGCAGCAUAAACUUUAUCAUGCUCAUCAACUGGACUGUGCUCAUCCUCUACAACUAUUUCAAUGCCAUGUUUGUUGGACCUGGAUACAUUCCUCUUGGCUGGAAACCAGAAAAUCAACAGGAUAGCCAGUACCUACAAUACUGCAGAGUGUGCCAAGGGUACAAGGCCCCCAGAUCCCAUCACUGUCGAAAGUGUAACAGGUGCGUGAUGAAGAUGGACCACCACUGCCCCUGGAUCAACAACUGCUGCGGCCACACGAACCACGCCUACUUCACCAGCUUCCUGCUGCUGGCUCCACUGGGCUGCUCCCACGCUGCCAUUAUCUUCAUUAUGACCAUGUACACACAGCUGUAUGAGAGGAUAUCAUUUGGCUGGAGUACUGUAAAGAUUGACAUGAGUGCUGUACGUCAGUUCCAGCCUCUCAUGCCCUUCAGCGUGCCCGCCUUUGCUGCCACCCUCUUUGCCUUAGGUUUGGCACUGGGCACCACGAUUGCAGUUGGUAUGCUUUUCUUCAUACAGAUGAAAGUCAUCCUUCGAAAUAAGACUUCGAUCGAGUCCUGGAUCGAGGAAAAGGCCAAAGACAGAAUACAGCACUACCAAACAGGGGAGGAUUUUAUCUUCCCAUACGACCUCGGCAGCCGCUGGCUGAAUUUCAAGCAAGUCUUCACAUGGUCAGGGACACCCAAAGGUGACGGCCUUGAAUGGCCAGUCCAUCCCAAGUGUCACCAGUACACCUUAACUAUUGAGCAGCUGAAGCAGAAAGCUGAUAAACGAGUAAGAAGUCAGGUCCAAUACCGGGCAGUGGAGGACUAUAAUGGAGCUUGCUGCCCUCUCAACAAGGGUCUCCAAACCUUUUUCAGAACCCCCUGCACCGAGGAGCCCAGGAUCCCCCUCAGCAAAGGGGACACCAUCCUGGCCACUCGUGGCACCAAAUGGUGGAUGUAUGGAGACAAAGUUUUAAGCGAGGAGCAAAUGAGAGCUGGUGAGCGUAUAAGGGGAUGGUUUCCAAGGCGAUGCGUGGAGAAGUGCCAUUACGACACGGCUGCCAGUGAUAGCACCAGCGAUAAGAAAGUAAAUUAAUAUAUGUCGGCAGGCUUUAUGUAGAGCAGGGGAGUUGAACUGAACAGAAGCCGUCUGCCCAUGUUCAUAAAUGUAUAUCCACUGAAGAUGUCAUGCCUGAUGCUGCAGGCUCACCAUCAAGAUUUUCAUAUUUUGGGUGAAAUUUCUCACACAUUUCAGUACCAGCUUGUGUUUGUAGGGCAACUCUAUUAGUUACACCAGGGAAUGUAAUCCAAUGCAACGUUGCAGCCUUAAAUUGUAUUUUUACGAAGCUUCUGCAGUGUCAGUUUUUACUGUCAAAAAAUUUAUUCUAUUUGAUGUUUAUUAUUGUUGGUGGUGAUGGUGUACUGGACUGCAUUUCAUUUAAAAGUGUUCCUAUUAUUGUGUCCAGUAACUUACAUGAUGCAGGCAGAAUAUUAGGAUUUCACAGGUGUACCUAAUAAAGUGGCCGGUGAGUGUAGUUCUGUCUUACUGAGCACUUUGCCGUCAGAUGUCCUGAAGAGAACUACAGAGUUCAUUCGAGGUCUCAAGGGUUCAGUUCGAUUCCUCUGACCAAAAGUUCAAAACCCAACAAGAGUCUUAAUUUCCAAGAUUGCCACCAGGCUUUAAUGUGACUUCGUUAUGAUUACAUGACUUUUUACUUGAAUCUGUUGUUUUUACUUGUGUUGAUAUCCUUUUUUGCUACUUAUGCAAUGCCUCUGCCCAGCUAACCCCAGGGCUUCAUCAUGCAACUCUUUCUACAGUAUGGAGAUAACACUUAAUUUCUUUUUAUUAUUUUUGUAAAAACAAAUUGUUGGCCUCAAACUAUAAACUGAAAAUUAAAAAAAUCUUCUGCAAGAA